Messenger RNA from Suillus bovinus, 981 nucleotides. RefSeq lists its product as uncharacterized. The transcript is spliced from 2 exons. Bases 1 to 981 code for a protein of 326 amino acids. Gene Ontology annotation, molecular function: nucleic acid binding. NCBI's taxonomy places the organism in Eukaryota, Fungi, Basidiomycota, Agaricomycetes, Boletales, Suillaceae. The record is from RefSeq and is a predicted model, not a curated record.
AUGAAAACGACCUCCGCAAGACUGUCUCCCCCGCCCAUAGUCAUCCAAGGACACACCAUCCACCCGUCAAAGUCCCACAAGGUCCUAGGAGUAAUCAUAGAUCAAGACCUCAACUUCAAGGAACAUGCUGCUCACGCCAUGGAAAAAGGCACCAAAUAUGUCAUGGCAUGCAACCACAUGAUCAAACCAACUAAAGGCAUCCAUGGAAGACUCAUGAACCGACUAUACAAAUGUGUAGUCCUCCCUAAGAUGUUAUAUGCAGCAGACAUAUGGUGUGCAAACUUGGUAUCGAAGGGAAGAGGCAAGAAAGGAGGAAGAGGUGCAAGGGGUUUUGCCUCCCAGAUGGCUCGUGUCCAGAGAAUGGCAACGCUAAACAUAACAGGGGGCCUUCGUUCAUCUGCAUCUGACAUGUUAGACAGCCACACUAAUAUUCUCCCUUUCCAACAGGUCCUAUGCUAUAUGUGCUACAGAGCCACUCUCAGAAUGUCCACCCUUCCAGAAUCCCACCCGCUGUCAAAGCACAUAACGGCAGCGUCCAAUUUCUGCAAGAAAAGGAACUACGAGGGCCACAAGAGACACCCUUCCCCACUGCACAGACUCUUCAAUGAAUUCAAGACAGACCCAGCAACAAUGGAAAAGAUCCUACCAGUAAGACACUCCACCAAAUGGGAGCCAGAUGUAACUAUCAGCAUUGCAAGCAAGGAGAAAGACGCAGCAAGAGAGGAGGAGGAAGCAAGCGAAGAUCUUAGGGUGUACUCGGACGGGUUGGCAAUAGAUGGGGGAGUGGGAGGCGCAGCAUUCCUAGACAACCUCAGAUCCCUCCUACCCAACGAGGACGGACGAAAGCUCACAAUUCAGUGGACCCCUGGUCACAAGGGCAUAGCAGGAAACGAAGCAGCAGAUGUACAGGCCAAGCGCGCAGCGAGAGGUGAAGCCUCAGAGACAGCCCAUCUCCCAAGAUCAUUGAAAGGGAAGGCCUGA